Messenger RNA from Volvox carteri f. nagariensis, 782 nucleotides. RefSeq lists its product as uncharacterized. Gene Ontology annotation, cellular component: cytoplasm. The record is from RefSeq and is a predicted model, not a curated record. The transcript is spliced from 6 exons. NCBI's taxonomy places the organism in Eukaryota, Viridiplantae, Chlorophyta, Chlorophyceae, Chlamydomonadales, Volvocaceae. Bases 69 to 782 code for a protein of 237 amino acids.
CGAAUAAGUUGUAUGCAUGGAAAUGCCUUGAAAUCUCGAGUGCCGCAUGGUUUCUACUUGCGCAAAAAAUGAAUACCGCAUCCAUCGUCCGGUCGCUCGCGGAGCAGUCGGAGCAACUCUCCCGGGACUUGGACAGCUUUUCUGACCGCGCCUUCGAACUACAACGCUUGGCAAAGGUCCUGCAGGAACGGUCGGGGCGUAAAUACGUUGACCAAGCUGUUCAAGUGGAAACGACUGCUGUGGGAGCGCCUGCGUACCAUCUCGACCGCGCCAAGCGCCUAGCGCCCUUCUCCUUCUCGCCCUUUGAUCGAAAAGUCAACUGGCGUAAGCUUCGUGCAUUAAACGUUGAUCGAGUGGUCCGUGAAACCGACACGCGCACCCUACUUGAGAUGUACGGCGAGAUGGCGUACGCGGACUUGGAGAAAGAGAGCGUGUACGACUUGACCGAGUCAAACCUUCUCAAGAUGGUCCGCAUCAUGCAGCUGUUGCUGCAGCAUCAGCAGUUCCAGUUGGACCAGGGACUGGGUGUGCAGCAGCAGCUGCGUGAGGAGCAGGUGUCCACACUGGGGGUGCUCCAGAUGAUACCCCACCUGGACAUCAAGGGCGUUGGCGAGGGCCUCACCAAGCUGCAAGGCGAGUUCUACCAGGUAGCGGAUGCGGACAUGGAGGCCAUGUUUGCGCAGGUCCGUACGGAGGAGCGUACGGGAGCGCGGGACACACUGGCAAAUAACGUGGACCAGGCAAAGCAGGUAAAGAAAGCGGCCAUCUAUGUCAGACGAUGA